Messenger RNA from Sphaeroforma arctica JP610, 2141 nucleotides. RefSeq lists its product as hypothetical. Bases 85 to 1002 code for a protein of 305 amino acids. Gene Ontology annotation, cellular component: endosome; retromer complex. NCBI's taxonomy places the organism in Eukaryota, Ichthyosporea, Ichthyophonida. The transcript is spliced from 8 exons. Gene Ontology annotation, biological process: retrograde transport, endosome to Golgi; intracellular protein transport. The record is from RefSeq and is a predicted model, not a curated record.
AGCUGCGAAAGAUAAUUCAGGUUGUAACUCCAAACGUCGACCCUUCUGGCCACAGACAGUCUCAGCACAGUCUAGGAGGCGAAAAUGAGUAAAGUGCUGAAGCUGUUGCUCAACUCAAACAAUGCGAACUCAAAUGCGGUUUCCAUUGAUUUAGAUGAUCUGGAUCGGCGACUGAAACACGGGGCCGACCAAAUACCCGUAUACACAGACGGCGAACCAGUGAAAGGCACAGUCACAGUGCAUGCGAAACCGGGAAAGACCAUCGACCACUAUGGCAUACGAGUGGAGUUUGUAGGAGAGUGUGUGCUGCCAUUUGAAUCCUCGCUUUCGACUGAGUUUGUGAGUCUGGCGAGAGAAUUAGCACCUCCCGGCGUGCUGACAAGCACUUCAUCGUAUCCCUUCAACUUCACACACGUUGAGAAGCAAUAUGAGACUUACCAUGGAACCAACGUCAGGCUGAGGUAUUACCUGAGGGUAACGAUUGGAAAGAGAUUUGGAGAUUUCAGAAAGGAACAGGAGUUAUUCGUGUAUGGUGUAUCGGAGGAGGAAGAUACUGCUACACCGCGGCUCAAGAUGGAACUAGGAAUUGAGGAUGCGCUUCACAUUGAGUUCGAGUAUUCAAAGGCAAAAUACCAUCUCAACGACGUUAUCAUCGGGAAACUGUUCUUUUUAGUUGUGCGUUUAAAAUUAAAGUUCUCAGAGCUCGCCAUCGUAAGGAGAGAGACUGUUGGCUCGGGGAGCCAAACAUAUACACAUAGCGACACGAUAACCAAAUUUGAGAUCAUGGAUGGCAUCUCAGCGAAUGGCGAGACCAUCCCUAUUCGUCUCUUUUUAUCCGGCGUAGACAAUAUUCAGCCGACCAUGUGGGAUGUAUGUAAACGGUUCUCCGUCCGAUACUUCCUUAAUAUGGUAUUAGUUGACGAAGACGAUCGGAGAUACUUCAAACAACAGGAAAUCACGCUCGUACGGCAACCAGUGCCAGUUCUCAGCAAUGCUAAAUAACAGACUAUGCGUAGACAAGUGUCGUCACACCGAGUGAUUUGGGUAGGGAGGUAAAGCCCAACAGAUGAAGUAAGACUACCUUGUUAGCCGCGACCAGCAACCGGCAUGCUACUCGUGUUAUUCUUUCGUCCAAUUAGAAGAGGCAUGGAGCUCUGCUGUCCAUGUGAGGCGGCAAAUCUCUUCAACCACUCCGCACCUUUUUUUCGUAGAGAUAAGGUUCCUCACCUUCGACCAUCCUAGCGGCUGGCCGUGCGGUUCCAUUCAAAUUCCUGUGAGCUAGCCCAACACGUAGAUUGUACCUAUUUCGUGAGUGCUUCAACUCCAUCGGAACUUUUCACCGGGAAGUGCGCUGGUUGCAGAAACUUCGAGAGGAAUGUAGGCAUAUUGGGGCUGGCUGGGACCGCAGCAGUCAGUACCAGAUCGUGCGCGCUUGCAUUGUGUGCGGGUUUAGCUGAUGGAGCAACCACGGGGGACUGCAUGCUGUUCUGCUACCGAUGCACAGCUUGAGGGGCCGGGAUGUCCAAUUCAACGCAGAUCUUAUUCCUGCAUCUCCGCGCUCGUUGCAAAUCGGUCAGUGUUCUGUGAAAGCAUGUCAAGUGUUUGGAAACAGAGAUUAGAGGUUACAAAUUAGCGAAUCGUAGAAAGGAUCGCCAGAUGACUUGGUAAGGACAACCGGCUGCUUGCAGCAAAAAAAAAAACACACAUAUAUUCAGAGGGAGUGUAGAUGCACCUAGUGACUCGCAACUUAUUUUCGGCACUAUCAGCAAGCAGUGGGGACGUACCGCAGCUCGUCUAGCAAGCACAACGCCUCAUCGACGGGCAUGUCCAAGUCGUCCUCGUAUGUUAGCAGUGCUAAAUUUAGUUGAUCCACCGCCAUGACUCUGACCUGCAAAACGAACAGGAUUAGGCCUUUCUGGUUAAUGGUGGUACACUUAAAAGUCCGAUGAAGUUGAGCACGCCAGUCUGUAGCGCUUGAUCAUUAAAGCACGACUCAGGUUCAGGUUCAAGUUCAAUCGAAUAAAUAUACAUGAUCAAACCGAUGCCCCAGCAGAACCGACAGGAGCUUCAGAACCUGUUUCUGAAUUGAUUUGACUGGUAUUAAUUGACACAGGGCGUUCGAUACAGCCGUAAGCUUCUUC